This is a messenger RNA of Gigantopelta aegis, 1500 nucleotides long. RefSeq names its product ribokinase-like. Gene Ontology annotation, biological process: D-ribose metabolic process. Bases 99 to 875 code for a protein of 258 amino acids. Gene Ontology annotation, molecular function: ribokinase activity. NCBI's taxonomy places the organism in Eukaryota, Metazoa, Mollusca, Gastropoda, Neomphalida, Peltospiridae. The record is from RefSeq and is a predicted model, not a curated record. The transcript has 8 exons.
CAUAACGACAUAGCUCAGAUAACCAACCGAACGCGCUUCAAGUGCCAACACAACUGUACGCCUUGCUAUAAUAGUAGAUUAUAUUAACUAUUUGCAACAUGGAUGUGACUGUAGUUGGAAGCAUUGUACAGGACUUGAUCAGUUAUGUUCCACGACAUCCUAAGCCAGGAGAGACCAUCACUGGAAGCAAAUUUAUCAUUGGAUGUGGAGGGAAAGGAGCUAAUCAGUGUAUAAUGGCGGGACGUCUUGGUGCUACCGUUGCUAUGGUUUCUAAGGUUGGUGUCGACACAUUUGGACAAAACUAUUUCGUGAACUUCAAAGAAAACAAUGUAAAUAUAGAUUUUGUCGGAGUUACGGAACAUGCAGCUACUGGAGCAGCAGCUAUCACUGUUAGUGACGCGGGUGAGAAUACCAUCGUGGUAGUUCCUGGAGCCAACAUGUUACUGACGGAAAAUGACAUCAGAGACGCGUUACCCGUCAUUAAAGGAACUAAGGUUUUGACCUGUCAGCUGGAAGUCUCCCCAGAAGCAACGAUCUUCGCCCUGAAAACUGCCAAAGAACACGGAGUACAGACCAUUCUGAAUGCUGCACCUGCCCCGCCUUCAGCAAAGGAUGUCUCAGAGGACUUAUUUUCACUGUGCGACAUAUUUUGUGUCAACGAGCAAGAGUGUGAGGUUUUUACAGACCUGCCAGUGGGUACCGUGGAGGAAGCGAAGGCAGCUGUGCUGUGUUUGUUCAACAAGGGAUGCAAUACGGUAGUUAUCACACUGGGGGAGCGAGGAGUGGUGUACGGGAGUCGGCAACAUAAAGAUGUGAAGCAUAUUGAAGCCGAAAAGGUUGUCGCGGUUGAUACUACUUAUAUUUCUGCCCUAUGAUCCAGAAACAAAGACUCGUGAACCAGAGAAGCCUUUGGAAUCUGUGCAACUUUCGUUGGAAUCCCGCUAAUAUACAUUUUUCGUUAAAAUAUAUUAAUCAUAUUCAUAUACUUACCUUAAUUUGACACCCAAUGGCUGAUGUGUAUUUUUAUUCUGGGGUGUCCUUAAAUAUGCAUUCAUUCAUUCAAAUGUGUUAAAUGCUCGAUUCACUUUGAUUAUUGUCGGAAUAUAUAAAAUAGCAAAGUAAAUUUAAAUCCAUUUGUGAUGAAUGUAAAUAAUAACGACACUGAGAUGAGGACAAUGUAUACCCAAUCUAUAACUGGUAAACAAGACACUCCACUAUCAAAUUGACUUGUGUAUGCUUAUUUAAAGAUGGAGGUUUUUAUUUACCGUAUUAAUUAUUGUAAACAUUUAUAUAUUAGACCUGUGUACGAAAUAUAAAUUAAUAUCAGCUUGUUAUACCCAGUCGUGUUGUGUUUGUGUGUGUCUGUCUCUAUGUGCGUGCGUUCUUGUAUAUAUGCAAAAGUACUUCAUAAUGGCAAUACAACAAAUACAAACAGUAGAUGAUAUCCCUGGUGUUUGUAAAUCACAUCUCUGCACGUGAUAAUAAAAAGAAAACAAAUUA